Molecule: messenger RNA, 342 nt
Organism: Zingiber officinale
Lineage: Eukaryota; Viridiplantae; Streptophyta; Magnoliopsida; Zingiberales; Zingiberaceae
Product: nudix hydrolase 8-like
Exons: 4
Coding region: 86-316 (76 amino acids)
Molecular function (GO): ADP-ribose diphosphatase activity; NADH pyrophosphatase activity; NAD binding
Source: RefSeq, a predicted model, not a curated record
UUAAUAAUGAUUACUAUUUAAUAUUUCUCCACUAUUAAUUUGCCAGGAGGGUUUUAGCUAUCACCAUGUUGAUCCAAGAUAUGUAAUGUUAACCUACUGGAUUCCUGAUGAACCUUGCAUGCUUCCUGGCACAGCAACUCAUCAAAUUAGAGUAGGAGGAUUUGUUAUCAACGAUAACAAAGAGGUGCUAGUUGUGAAGGAAAAGAAAUGCCCUUCAAGGUGCCAUGGGAUAUGGAAAUUGCCAACUAGGUUCAUCAACAAGUCGGAAGAAAUAUUUUCUGGAGCUGUAAGAGAAAUCAAAGAAGAGACGGGAUAGUGUUAUGAAUGGAAAGCAAGUUAUGU